This is a messenger RNA of Linum trigynum, 1460 nucleotides long. The record is from the annotation of a GenBank genome assembly. NCBI's taxonomy places the organism in Eukaryota, Viridiplantae, Streptophyta, Magnoliopsida, Malpighiales, Linaceae.
CACAUGGCUCUCUUGUUUCAUCAUUCAAUUGAAGGCUUUGUCAGUGAUUUGAAACUUCCUUGUCUUAAUGAUUGAAGUUUCCCCAAAUUCAUUAUUACAUGGAAGAUUUUUGUAUGAAGUGUUUCCCUUAGUUUCUUUGGUUUCUGUUUGAACAUGGGAUGCAAAUAUGUGAGAGUUUCUUAUUGUUUUGGCCCAUUAUUCAGGAGCUACUACAAGUGCACAAAUGUGGGAUGCCCGGUGAGAAAGCAUGUAGAGAGGGCAUCACAUGAUCCGAAAGCAGUCAUAACUACUUACGAAGGGAAACACAACCAUGAUGUACCUGCAGCUAAGAAUAGCAGUAGUCACGACACAGCUGCAGCAGCUGCUGCUGCUGCUAUGAGCAGUAGUGGUCCAUUGAGGAUAAUAAGAUCAGAUGAAAGCGACACCAUCAGCCUUGAUCUCGGAGUUGGGAUGGGUUCUUCUGCAGCCGCUGAGAAUAGGUCCACCGACCACCACCAUCACCACCAACAGCCUUUCCACUCUGAACAUGGGCAGCAAAGCAGUGGGCCCAGUUUCAGCAAAGCUGCAAAUUACUAUGGUGGCAUGAACCAGUAUGCAUCGACUAGACAAACUCCUACGGAGGUUCACAGCUCAUCUUACCCCUACCCACCGAAUAUUGGAAGAUUACUUACCGGUCCUUAGAAUCUGUUCCCGAUGAAGCCAGCACGAUAAAAUGACUUUCCCUCCGGCUGGUGAAAUCGAAGCAGCUGGUCAUGAAUCCCGAAUUGUAGGAUUUCUCUAGUUGUCUAAACCAUGCUGGUCCGGUAAGCACUGUUAUCACAGAGCUGUUCAUCAUUAGAGCUUCUGCUUGUCAUCAACUGUUCUUUCUAUUAGCUUUCCUGGGUAGGAGCUCACAUAGCUUCUGAAGUGAAAGCUUACGGAAGUACAACUGGGACAAGGGUCGAUCGGCUUUUUCCUUAGAGUCGGGGAAUCUGCUGGUGGCUUGGAAGGGACUGACUCAAAACACAGCUCAGCAUUCGAUGUGGGAUGAUUAGUGAUUUGGUUGACAAAGUUGUAAUGUAAGCAGCGCUGUAUGUAUAUGGCCUUUUUAUUGUUGUGAUGUAUACAUACACAAUACUUCAUAGUUUACUCAAUGGGAAAUGACCAGUCAGUUCCUCAAUAGUGUCUUUAAUUUAUUACAUUACUUCACAACAGGGAAAAGGAUGGUAGUGCUCCAUCUCUUAAACUCUACGCUGUGUCUAAAGCUGAUUGCGAUUUCCAGCUUCUACUCAACUUCUGUUCUUUUUUUGUGAUCAAACUCUUAAUCAUUGAAGCCCACUUUCUUUGUUGUGUAAGGUGGUGGCGAUCGGGAAAUGUUUUGUUUUUGUCUCCCGACCCGACAGAUGUGUUGUUGGGGGUAUGAUUUCUGUUGCUGAACUGCUGAUAUGUUACUAUGUACAUAACAAAAAUGUCUGAGACGA